AUGGCCUCACCAGAAGCGAUCCGAGCUCUGCGGAGCUUGCUUAGAGGCGUGCGGAAGCCUACACACGUGAACAGCCAGCAGCGACGGCGACUCUGCUCCGAAUGUCUGACGAAGCGGAGACAGUUGGGCCUCCGCACCCAAGAUCCUCUAGUCGCCAGCAGAGUCACCCAUACGACGCAAUGCCCACCCAUCCGCACCAUGGCCACUAUGGCCGACUAUCGCCAGAGAGAGUACAGACGAGAAGGCCCAUUGCAGGAGUACAACAAUCGAGUGGAAAUUGGGAAAUUGCGGGCAGGCGACGAGCAUCAACACAUGGUCAUCCAAUCGCUGCAAGACCUGUACGACGAACUCCUCAAAUACAACCCACCCAUCGUCAAACACCCUACGAUCGACUCCCUCCAACCCAAGAAGAGCACUUUCUUCGGCUCACUGUUCGGAGGAAACAGUGGAGGUGCGGCAAAGCUAUCGCUAGGUGAUGCACCGGGGAGGCCGAAGGGUCUAUAUCUAUACGGAAGCGUCGGAUCCGGCAAGACCAUGCUCCUCGACCUCUUCUACGAGUCCCUGCCUAAGGGCAUCAAGAAGGAACGGAUACACUUUCACAACUACAUGCAGGAACUGCACCACGAAACCCACAAGAUGAAGAUGGCGCAUGGCAACGACAUUGACGCCGUGCCCUUCGUGGCAGCCUCCAUGGCCGAGAAGGCGACCAUUUUAUGUUUGGACGAGUUCCAGGUGACAGACGUAGCAGACGCCAUGAUCCUGCGGCGAGUAAUAGAAAGUCUCAUGGCACAUGGAGUCGUGCUGAUCACGACGAGUAAUCGCCAUCCCAAGGAUCUGUAUCAGAAUGGCAUCCAGCGCCAAUCCUUCAUUCCCUGCAUCAACCUCCUACGCGAGAAGCUGAGAGUGAUCAACAUAGACAGCACCACAGACUAUCGCGUAUAUCAUCACCCUUUGGAUACGGCGGCGAAGUCCCAUGCGGAUCACUGGUUCAAAUUUCUGGGAGACAAAUCUGACGCACCGCACGAAGCCUCGCACACAGUCUGGGGCCGCGAGAUCCACGUUCCGCGCGCAUCGGGCAAGGCGUGUCAUUUCACAUUCAAUGAGCUGAUGGGUACUGCAAUGGGAGCAGCAGACUACAUUGAGUUGGUGCGAAACUACGAUGCUUUCAUCGUUACAGAUGUGCCAGGAAUGAAUAUUCGAUCGCGGGACUUGGCGAGGAGAUUCAUCACCUUCCUUGACGCUGCCUACGAGUCACGAGCGAAACUGGUGCUUACGACCGCGGUACCGCUAACUCAACUCUUCAUGGCCGAGGACGAGAUCGGGAAGGCUUUGUCCGAAUCCGCUGAGAAGGGCGACAAGAAAGCGCGAGCAGCGAAAGCACAGACUGAUAACGUCUCAGACGCCAUGCGCUCCCUCAUGGACGACUUGGGCCUGGACAUGGACACGCUGAAGAAAAGCAGCAUCUUCACAGGCGAUGAGGAGGCGUUUGCAUUUGCUCGAGCGUUGAGUAGACUGUCGGAGAUGGGUAGUCAAGAAUGGGUGGAGCGUGGUCUUGGGAUAGAGAGGAUGCAGGGCUUGGCGGCCUUGGAAGGCGACGGUGCUGCAAUGAUGGGCGAGGGGACUGGUGCGGCGAAGAGGGAGAUGGGAGGGAAGCAGGAGGUGGAGGAUUGGAAGAAGGUCAGGAGUUCUUGGCGGCAGGAUAGUUAUUGA
Messenger RNA from Recurvomyces mirabilis, 1710 nucleotides. It is a transcript of the gene AFG1, whose product is annotated as ATPase. Gene Ontology annotation, molecular function: ATP binding; ATP hydrolysis activity. The record is from RefSeq and is a predicted model, not a curated record. The coding region runs from base 1 to 1710 and encodes 569 amino acids. The transcript has 2 exons. Gene Ontology annotation, cellular component: mitochondrion; cytoplasm. Lineage: Eukaryota; Fungi; Ascomycota; Dothideomycetes; Mycosphaerellales; Teratosphaeriaceae. Gene Ontology annotation, biological process: protein quality control for misfolded or incompletely synthesized proteins.